This is a messenger RNA of Colletotrichum graminicola M1.001, 714 nucleotides long. Its product is annotated as cytidine and deoxycytidylate deaminase zinc-binding region. Lineage: Eukaryota; Fungi; Ascomycota; Sordariomycetes; Glomerellales; Glomerellaceae. Bases 1 to 714 code for a protein of 237 amino acids. The transcript has 8 exons. The record is from RefSeq and is a predicted model, not a curated record. Gene Ontology annotation, molecular function: guanosine deaminase activity. Gene Ontology annotation, biological process: purine nucleoside catabolic process.
AUGCUUGGAUCAACUUUGUUUUUGACGUUAGGUCUCCUGGGCUUGUCCCGGGCACACUUUGUGAUUCCUUACGAUGACCAGGACAUGUCCGGUCUCACGGUCAACUCGAUCCCCGCCGAAAAGAGAGUUGAAUACAUGCGAAAGACAAACGAGGCGCUGUACCGGCAAAGCGGGCCCUGCCCUUUCGCCGCAUUCGGUGCCAUCAUCGUGAACCAUACUAGUGACGAAGUCGUCUGUGAAGGAGCCAACUUCAGAACCGGAGACCCGACAAUUCACGGAGAGAUUUCAGCCAUCAAUGCCUGCACGGCCAAGGUUACCAAGCAGGGCAUGACACCUACUGAGAUCUUCGCCGCGUGGGGAGACCUUUCCAUUUACACGAACGCCGAGUCGUGCCCGAUGUGCGCGAGUGCUAUUCGAUGGGCAGGUUUCAAAGAAUACGUCUACGGAACCACGAUCCAGCACAACUACAACGUCGGCUGGGGCGUGAUGACCCUCAGCAACUACGACGUCUUCCAGCAGUCUCGCCAGCUUCCCGGCUACCAGACCGUCAUGACCGGGCAGAUCCUGACCAACGAAACAGACCCCCUGUUCUCGAGGCAAUACAACGCCAGCGCGCCUUGCCCGAACGAAUGCUUCCGAGUCCCCAGUGCAGCGAGGGGCGGGUCCACGUGCUCUAACGUGACCGUGUCCCGAAGGGACUAUGAAGGCCUAUGA